AUGGAUGAUUUGGAUAUGCAUGACAUCGAAAACGAUCAUCUUGAUGAAGAAAAUCAUCAGUUCGGUUCUAAUGAUUCCGGGAUUCUUCAUAACGAAGAAAAUCAAUCAAAAACCCAAGAUAUGAAUGACAUCGGAAAUAAUCAUUACGAUGAAGAAAAUCAUCAAUUCAGUUAUGGUGAUUCAGAGAUUCUGCAUAAUGAUGAAAAUCAAUCGGAAACCCAAGUUCAAAGUGACAAUGUUGCAGCACAAUAUGGCUCUUGCAAACAAUUCAUUGGAGCUGAUGGUUCUUUCUUUUGGAUUCCAGAGGUUGAAGCUAGCUGGAUACCUUCUAUGGGUUCAUUUUUUAAAGAUAUCAAACAUGCUAUUAAGUGGUAUAAAGGAUAUGCAUUAAGAUCUGGUUUUGAUAUUAGAAAAUCAACAGAGAGGAGAAAAAAUGGAAUCACAACUUCAAAAUAUUUUUUAUGCAAUAGAGGGGGAUUGCCAAACACUUAUACUCUAGACACGAUUAGUGAUGAUCAUAACAAGCAAUUGGGAAAUAGUAAUUGCAAACACACAAAUUGCAAAGCUUUUGUUGCAUUCAAAGUUAUACCAGAUUCUUCAGAAGUUUAUCUGUGGCGCUUUGAACAACAGCACAACCACAAAUUGAUCAAUCAAGAUUGUAUGCAUCUUUCACAAGCUAAGCGUUAG
Messenger RNA from Lactuca virosa, 687 nucleotides. The record is from the annotation of a GenBank genome assembly. NCBI's taxonomy places the organism in Eukaryota, Viridiplantae, Streptophyta, Magnoliopsida, Asterales, Asteraceae.